AUGUCCAAACCGCAAAACGUGGAGGUGAACGAAAAUAUUUCCGAUCCGAUGCACCCAGCGCAAACAUCCGAACUAGGCCAUCUCGCAAAUCAGGAAGACCAUGAGGUGGGAAAGCUUGCAUCAUUUCGCAAGUAUCCCUUUGCUUGCGCGUGGAGUGUAUACAUGGUCUGGGUGGUCUUGCUCGUGAGCUUCGAGAACCAGGCAGCAGGAAACAUCAUUGGCAUACCAGAAUUCCGGAAAGACUUUGGUCAUGAGUUCACCGCCCCAGAUGGAACCACUAGCUAUGUAAUUGAUGCAAAGUGGCAGUCUGCAUUCCAAGGCGCGCCUGUAGCCUCCGCAAUCGUUGGUGCCCUUGGAUGCGGUGCGCUUGCAGACUGGCUUGGCCGUCGACUGGUGGUAAUGGUCUGCAUAGCCUUGUCGUUCGUUGCUAUCACCAUGGAGUUUGUCGCCACAACGAAUGAGCUUUUUUUUGGCGGAAAAUUCCUGAACGGCUUCCUAACAGGCGCCUUGGCUUCGGUUACAGUCACUUACAUUGGAGAAGUUGCUCCACUGAAACUUCGAGGAAUGCUCACAUGCCUAACUGCUCUGGCUUACACUCUUGGACCGCUUACCGUCGCGCUGAUCGUCAACUCUACUGGCGUCUACACCAAUCGAUGGGCAUAUCGUGCAGUCUUCUGUGCUCAGUAUGGCUUCGCUGCCGUCGCCGCAUUGUUUGUGUGGUUCAUGCCGGAAUCACCUUGGUGGCUAGCGUCCAAAGACCGUCAUAGUGACGCACUCCGGGCGCUGAGCGGUCUUGGUCACCGCGGUCAAGAAGGUGAGCGAAAGCUCGCACAAAUUGUUACCACCUUAGAAGAAGUCAAGCGCGAAACUGAAGGCGUCACGUAUCUCGAGUGCUUCCGAAAAUCCAACUUACGCCGAACCAUUAUCUCGAUCGUGCCACUCUCGAUUCAGGCACUCAGCGGUAUAGCUUUUGCGGCGUCAUACAGUACCUACUACAUGCAGCUUGCAGGUUUUAGUACGGCGGAAUCGUUCAAAUUACAGAUCGUUCAACAAGUGAUCUCCCUUGUUGGCAACGUCAUGUCCUGGUAUUUGGUCGAUCGUGUCGGACGGCGCAACCUGACAUUCUGGGGUCUUUUCGUACUGACGAUCAUCCUCUUCGUCAUGGCUGGCCUUGCCACGGUUGGAAGCCCAUCUGCGCUCAAGGGUGCCAUUUCCAUGAUUUUGCUGUACUGCUGGUGGUACAAUGUCACCAUUGGAGCAACCGCUUACACGAUUCUUUGUGAGACCAGCACAUCUCGACUCCGAGUCAAGACGAUUGCAAUUGGCCUUGCUCUCCAGAAUGCGCUCAACACCAUGUGGUCCUUCGUGUUGCCUUAUCUCUUCAACCCCGAUAAGCUCAACUUGGGAGGCAAACUGGGGUUCAUCUUUGGUGGUUUAUCCGUGAUCUGUAUGGUUUAUCUGUGGUUUUACCAACCAGAAACAGCAGGACGAACUUAUGAAGAGCUCGAUGAAAUGUUCUCCCGGAAAGUCCCCGCCCGCCAAUUCAAGACACAUCGCACAGAUGCUCAGGCGAUGGGUGAAGCAGUCAAGGAGAAGAGUGCAUACUAG
Molecule: messenger RNA, 1608 nt
Organism: Parastagonospora nodorum SN15
Lineage: Eukaryota; Fungi; Ascomycota; Dothideomycetes; Pleosporales; Phaeosphaeriaceae
Exons: 2
Coding region: 1-1608 (535 amino acids)
Biological process (GO): carbohydrate transport; transmembrane transport
Cellular component (GO): membrane
Molecular function (GO): carbohydrate:proton symporter activity
Source: RefSeq, a predicted model, not a curated record